Camellia sinensis is the source of this 463-nucleotide messenger RNA. Lineage: Eukaryota; Viridiplantae; Streptophyta; Magnoliopsida; Ericales; Theaceae. The record is from RefSeq and is a predicted model, not a curated record.
UUCUCACGAGGUCUAUUGUCAAAAUAUGUAGAUGAAGGGGAUAACUACUUGGUGCUUCGUAAAGCCGUGAAAGAGUAUCGAGCUACAAUGAAGGAAUAUUAUAAAGCUGCUAUUGAAGCAUUUGCUCAGGGAGAUCAUGCUCGGGCUAGCAAACUUUUAGAAGAGGGACAGUUUUUUCAUGGAAAAGCUCGUGAAGCAGAUGAAGAAUCUGCUCAAAUGAUUACCCAAGCUAGAAAUGGGGAGACUGAAGAUACAGUGUCUCUUGACCUACAUAACCAGGGUGACAAGGAGGCAAUACGACUUCUAAAGUGCCAUCUCUCCUCUCUUUCCGGCAUCUCAUGUAAGAUAUUGUUCUCACUGGUUUUAUUUUGUUUUGGAACUGAUUAACAAAACAUAGACGUAAUAUGUAUCAUCUUUCUUGCCAGCUAUGAAGUACCUUAAGGUUAUUGUGGAGACAAAUGGU